Vanessa atalanta (red admiral) is the source of this 7482-nucleotide messenger RNA. RefSeq names its product serine/threonine-protein kinase Tao (gene Tao). The coding region runs from base 475 to 3444 and encodes 989 amino acids. Gene Ontology annotation, biological process: protein phosphorylation. Gene Ontology annotation, molecular function: ATP binding; protein kinase activity. The record is from RefSeq and is a predicted model, not a curated record. NCBI's taxonomy places the organism in Eukaryota, Metazoa, Arthropoda, Insecta, Lepidoptera, Nymphalidae. The transcript has 21 exons.
AACUGAAGUCAUUGAGAGAGAUUAUUUUCCAGUACGGGAAAGUUGUAAAUAGUUUUCAAUAAAAUUUCGAGUCAUCGCUAAUAUCAAAUGCGUAUCAUAAAUAAAAAGUGAUUACACGUUUAAUAAGUGAGUGCCGAAAGUGAUGGAAAACCAUUAAGUGUGUGCCUUAUAAAACAAAAAGCUAUCUUCACAUACUUUACCCCAACGCCAUUUUGAGGCGAAAUUUUGUAUUGUAAGUGCCAAGUAUUUCGCAAUAUUCUCUUUUCUAACCCUCGUUAAGGGUAUUAUCGGCUGAUAUUUUUAUGAAUGAAUGUGAAAGGAGUUCGUGGCAGUAUCUGCCCUUUUCGAAGUGCAUCAGUAUUGGGUUGAGAUCGUGGAUGCUCUGAGAUAGCGGGUGCGGAGGAUGGCCCGAGGCAGUAGAAUUGUUCUAAUUAACUGACGGACACCGCCGGCUCUCAGCUGGCACAAAUAAAAAUGCCACGUCCGGGCAGUCUGAAGGACCCUGACAUAGCAGAAUUGUUCAGCAAACAUGACCCCGAGAAGAUCUUUGAAGAUUUACGUGAAAUUGGCCAUGGAUCCUUUGGUGCGGUGUACUAUGCCCGGUGUAAUCUCACCAAAGAGAUUGUUGCAAUUAAAAAGAUGUCCUACCUUGGAAAGCAAAGUGAAGAAAAAUGGCAGGAUAUCCUAAAAGAAAUCAAAUUUUUAAAACAGUUGGAACAUCCUAACACCAUAGAAUAUAAGGGAUGCUACAAAAGAGAGCAUACAGCAUGGCUUGUUAUGGAGUACUGCGUUGGCUCAGCCUCGGAUAUUAUUGAGGUCCAUAAACGGCCAUUACGCGAGGAAGAAAUAGCAGCUAUUUGCGAGGGUGUCGUGUGCGGAUUGUCGUAUUUGCACAGUCUGGGUCGCAUUCAUCGUGACAUCAAAGCGGGUAACAUUCUACUCACCGAGAAUGGCACGGUGAAACUGGCGGACUUCGGUAGUGCGAGUAUAAAGUGUCCGGCGAACAGCUUCGUGGGUACGCCGUACUGGAUGGCGCCUGAGGUGAUUCUCGCGAUGGAUGAAGGCCAGUACGAUGGAAAGGUGGAUGUUUGGUCACUCGGUAUAACGUGCAUCGAACUGGCGGAGAGGAAACCUCCCUAUUUCAACAUGAAUGCUAUGUCUGCUCUCUAUCACAUCGCGCAAAACGAUUCACCUACAUUACAGGCGCCAGAAUGGACGGAUACAUUUCGAUAUUUCGUGGAGGCAUGUAUGCAGAAGAAUCCCCAAGACCGGCCGUCGUCGACCAAGCUGCUGUCUCACCCGUACAUCACGCGGCCGCGCUCGCCCAACGUGCUCGUGGACCUCAUACAGCGCACCAAGGCGGCCGUGAGAGACUUGGAUAAUCUCAACUACAGGAAAAUGAAGAAGAUUCUCAUGGUUGACGCUGACAAUGAGAGUGCUAUUGGUGACAGUGAAGAGACGGCAGAGGAGCGUUCCGGCGGCGACAGCUCCAAGUCCAACUCGGCCACGUCGGAGCACAGCGCGGCGGGCGCGUCCAGCCAGAGCUCGUCGUCAGGCAGUUUGCGGAGGCGGCCGCAUCCCUUGAAUGCAAACCACCAAAAUCAGCAACAGCCGCAAUACCAGCAAUACAACCACCAACCAGCUCACUCCGCCAGAGAGAGCGAGAGUCCCGUCCCGGGCUCGCACGACGACUACGUCAAUAGGGAAGUGCUUCGGGAUUACGCUAACAGGGAUUCCUUGUGCGAUGACUAUGGGGACGAUUACGCGAACAGGGAGGCCAUCAGAGAGGCCCAGAGGGAAAGAGAGAGGGAGAAACAGGCCAAUGAGUAUAGGGAAUAUGUGAACGCACCUUCGACCUGGCAACAAGAUAGCGGCGACGAUAACAGGAAUACUCAGCGACGGCAGUCGCAUAGAGGUGUCAGCAAUAACGUUUCGGCUGCGAUAUCUCUGGUAUCAGAGCAUGGUGCGAAUAACUUUGCCACGAUACGAACAACCAGUAUUGUAACCAAACAACAGAAAGAACACAAUCAGGAGAUGCACGAGCAGAUGUCAGGCUACAAGCGCAUGCGACGCGAACACCAAGCAGCGCUGCUGAAGCUGGAAGAGCGCUGCAAGGCCGACGUGGAGGCGCACAAGGCGCAGCUCGACCGCGAGUACGACUCGUUGCUGCAGCAGCUCUGCAGGGAGUUGGAGCGCCUGCAGACGAAACAUGCUCAAGAACUUGAGCGAAAAUCGAAGCAAAAUACAGCUGCAGAAAAGAAACUCAUUAAGGAUAUCACAGCACGUCAAGAACAAGAGCGGAAAGCCUUCGAAACGCAACGCAAGCGCGAGUACAAGGCUAACAAGGAGAGAUGGAAAAAGGAACUCAGUAUGGAUGACGCCACGCCUAAGAGGCAGAGGGAUGCUACGUUACAGUCCCAGAAGGAUAACCUGAAGCAGGCGGAGGCGGCAGAGGAGGCGCGACUGGUGCGGUCGCAGCGCGAGUACCUCGAGCUCGAACUGCGUCGCUUCCGGCGUCGCCGCAUGCUGGCGCUGCACCACAAGGAGCAGGAGCUGCUCAGAGAGGAACUAAACAAGCGACAAACGCAACUUGAGCAGGCACAUGCGAUGUUGUUACGUCAUCAUGAAAAGACACAAGAGUUAGAGUACAGGCAGCAGAAGGGCGUGCAUGCACUAAGAGAGGAACAACUGGCGAACCAGCAUGCGACGGAGUUGGCCAAUCAACGCGACUACAUGCAGCGCGCGGAACACGAGCUGCGUAAGAAACAUGCACUUCAGUUGAAACAGCAACCUAAGAGUUUGAAGCAAAAAGAGAUGCAGAUACGCAAGCAGUUCCGUGAGACAUGCAAGAUUCAGACUCGCCAGUACAAAGCGCUCAAAGCGCAGAUAUUGCAGAUGACGCCUAAGGAGCAACAAAAAGAAGUAAUCAAAUCGCUUAAAGAUGAAAAACGUCGCAAGCUUGUGCUUCUUGGAGAACAGUAUGAUCAGAGCAUCAGUGAGAUGCUGCAGAAACAGACUGUACGCCUCGAUGAAAGCCAGAUGAUGGAGUGCCAGCAGCUCAAAAUGCAGCUCGGGCAUGAGCUGGAUAUGUUGACAGCAUAUCAGAGCAAGAGCAAGAUGCAGGCGGAGGCGCAGCGCAACCGCGAGCGGCGCGAGCUGGAGGAGCGCGUCGCCGUGCGCCGCGCGCUGCUCGAGCAGAAGAUGGAGUCUGAGUGCGCGCAGUUCGUAGCGGAGCGUGCCGAGCGUACUCGCAUGUUGCACGAGCGCCAUGAGCGUGAGCUCGAACAUUUCGACAACGAAAGCGCGCGUCUCGGUUUCAGCGCAAUGGCGAUUGCGGAAGGCAGCCGGGAGGGUUACGGUGAAGAGGAACAGUCAUUGUCCGGCUCCAUGCUGUCACUCGCGCACAGCAACUCCUCCGCGAGCUUCCCCGCCGGAUCGCUGUAACACACAUAUACACACAGACAUACCGCUCAACAUACGAUCGCACCCCGAUCUCCUCUCAUACCCACCACAUACGCUUACACAUUUUCCAGUUAGCGCUGUCGCUAGUAGUGGCUGUAGGUUUUGACACUUGUCAAAGAAAGUAUUAUAAAAUAAAUAUAUAGCUUUAUUCGUAGAUUUUCCGCAAUCCCUUUAGGAAUCUGCGUAUAGUAUUAUUGUGGAUCACCUUAUCAGUGGUUAUAAAAUGCAUAAUUUGUUUUAUACUAUUUUUAUGACGUACAAACAGUACUCCUAUAAAAAGGUAAGGUAUAAAAAUAAUAAGCAAAAACGAAUUGUAUUUUUUUUACAUUGGCGAUCUUACAAAUUAGAUGAGGUUUUAAUAUGUAAUAGUUUAAAUGCUUUCAUAAAUUUUAAAAUAUAAUAUAUAUUCUAGCUGAGGGUGUUUUGAUAAAACAUGUGUAAACAAGAAGUCGAUCUGUACCAUAUUUUGUAAAUACAAUAUACGUGUAGAUACAAGUGUUGACAUCUUCAUUAUUUUAUCGCUCAAAUAAAUUUAUUUACAAAGGCACAAUAUUAAUAACUGAAUCUGCGACUUGUAUUUAAUUUUCAAGGUUUUAAUAAAAGGAACAUAAAAAGUAACCAAAUGAGAUUCAGAUAUUUUAACGGACAUUAAAAAAUCUUACUAAGGAAAGGUCAAAGUAUAUUUUAAAACACUUAGCGACAGCGCAUCAUUCAUAUUAUACAUUUUUUUUUAUAACUGAGACUGUCCUGCCCUCCCGUUUGUCAGCUUUCCCAUUUCAUUCGACGGAAUAUAGCGACGCGCAAUAUAAAAUAUUAUUUAUUUGUAAAGUAAUUACUAAUUCAUCAUUCGAAUUUAUUCUUACAAUAACUAUCACAAAUUGAAGAAAAAAAAAAGAAGGACGAUAUUUUCACAUAAUUGUGAAUUACAUAGUUAAGUAGAGCAUAGUAACAGAAAUAUGUUGCUUAUUUUUUUUUUUGUUAUUUUUAAGUUAAGUCUUCCAAAAAAUACGACAGUAUUUAAAUUAGCCAAUAUAUAGGGUCCGGGAGGGCGUUUCCUAUACUAUUAAAAUAUUAAGUUUAUAGCACUCCAAAUUAAUUAAUUCUCUAAAUGAAAGCAUUUGUAUGUUUCUAACACUAGAUUAUUUUAAAUUUAAUAUUAUAGCUAAAAUAAACUAUUCAUCUAAUUCGUCACUUCCUCCUAUAUAUAUAUAUAUUGGCCAACAAUAUUUGAUAUAUUUAAGCUACACUGCAUUUAACUGCACUGUGUCGAAAUACAAUAUAAAAGAUAACUUAUUGCCGUUCAAGACCACUUAGUAUUAGAAACAUAUUUGUGCAGGAAUAAAUGAUAAUUGUAUGUUAAUAAAAGUUUAUUCGCUAUGUGUACCGAGAGCGUGUUAAUUGAUAACAGUGACGUAAGAAUGAAUGAGCCGCUUAUUAGAAGUUCUACUCAGAAUUAUACUUGGCUCUGUUGGUUUAAUUGACAUAAAAUGGUUAUGUAUGAAAGUGAUUCCAUACAUUCCAUAAACUCCCUGUUUACUUGAUGGAUAAUAUGAUCGUUAAUAGAGUUGUCUUUGAAAAGCAAAACAUUUCGUGGAAAAUGUUUUGAAAAAAUAAUGUUCGCUUGUGUAAAUCAAUAUUGAUAGCACCAUAUAUUAAUGGUUAUGCAUGCAAUAUAAAAAUAAAUAAAUUCAUAACGAUUUGGCCGUCCAUCCACGUGUGUACCAUUCAAUAAAACAACAGAGCGAAGCCCAAGUAGGAGUCAUGAUAAAAACUAUAAAUCUAGUACUCUUGAUCUAUUCUUGUAUAAUAUUUAGUCUAUCAUAAGUUUCUAGGGUUCUAGCCAAUUUUUCAUCUUGAGCCCUUUCAAAUAAUUCAAGAUUGAAAAAUUCCAUAAUAGUAUACCGUGAGAAAACGUCAAAUGAUAUUCUAAGGUAAACUUUGUAGUGUAACCGGGAAAUGUUCAUCCUCAAAGUAUACGCUUAAGGUGUUUGACAAAAGGCAUUAUUAGGCGAAUGUAGUCGCCGACGCCGGCCCCGCGCGCCUCACACGCUUGUAACUAUUCGACAGAGGUAUAUUAUUAUUUAUAAUAUUAGAUAGUCAAAAUUCUUAUAUUCAUAUCAUUAGUUUUAAUUUAGGCGCCAUUUUUAUACAUAAUAUUUUAGUAUGUUAAACUUAUUUUAUAAAACGACUAAAAGUGUUUGAGUUGGCCUAGAAUUUAUUUCCUCUGUUAGAUAUAUUGGAAUUUAAACCAAUGUUAAGUGAAUUAUGCUUGCGUUAGAUGAUUUUUAGACUUUAAAUAUCUAUGAGACACGCUUUAUUAUAUGAAAAAUGCAGGUGCUGUGUAUUGAAUGUUGUAUAACUGACUGCUAAUUAUGUUUUGUAAAUAUUAUAAUAAUAUAUAUGUAUAUGUAACAUAACAAACACACAAUUUGCCUUACCGGUGGCGGGACGCGCGCGGCUCGGCGUUUUGUAUAUAAAGAACAAUAAUAUAUAAUUAACUAUUACAUAGUUUGUUACUUUUGUAAGGAGCGAGUGCGGUAUUGUGUACAUUGAAGUGCGACGCGUGGCGCCCCCGCGCGGGGAACUACAAAGUGCUAUUUUUUUUUAAUUAGUAUUCUAAUACAUUGUUGUAUUGUCAACUAAGCUUACCAGUCAUGUAUGUAUAGACGAAUACAUAUUAUUAUUUAAUUUAACGCCGAUUUUAGUCAUAAUUAUCCAAAUUUAGUUAAUUAUUAUUUUUAUUGUAUUCUCUAUCUAUUCCUAUAUCACAUUGCUUGUAAGCAUCACACUAUGUGAUCGUUUUGUAUUAUUUGAGUCUGUUAGUGGUUUAUUAUUUAGAUAUUUCAAGAUUCGAGACUUUAGACAAAAAUAGAUGUAUAAAUAUAUAAAAACAUAUUUGAAGUAAUUUUACUGUUUUUGACAAUAACGUCGAUACACAAUGGUACUAAAUUAUUUUGGGAAAAAUUUGACUAGUAUUUUACAUUCAUUUUCAUUUUUAAAUAUAGUUGUAGUAGGGAAUUAUGUUUGGCAUUGUGUACCGAUGUGUACAAUCGUAUCCUCAACACUUUCCUCCUCCCGAACUGACCAAAUUAAUGACAAUAAUUUGUAGACAGCCUAACAAGACUCGCCAUCUUGUCUCCGUACUGUAUGUAUGUUAAAACGGACCACUUAAGAGAGUGCAGCGGUGGUCGUAUAUACUUUAAAAUUAUAUUCUGCUGAAUUUAUUACGCGUGUAGCAUAAAGCAUUAUAAUUUGUCAUUUUAUAUUUUGAAAUUGAAAUUUAAACUCAUGAUAAUAUUGUAACAUGGCAACGAAAUUUAACAGACCGAUAUAUUUGUCAACUUUAUUAGUUGUGUAAGUCCAGUGAUAUUUUUAUAUUUAAGAUAUUUUUUUGUAAAAAUGUCGGUGUUGUUUGUGAUGAUAAAUAACCACCGUUGUACACUUAUAAGGUCGUAGCAAUACCUGGAAACGAAGCACUAAGGAAUUGAAAUGUAAGCUGUAACUAAGCUUGAGUGCAGUAGUUGGUUGGUACUUAAUGUUAGGCGCGUAGCUUUUCGCUGUUGUAGUGCCUCUACCUAAGCCGUGCAAAAGUAAUUUAUUAGACUAAAAUUCAAGACACAACUAUUAAAAUACUUAUAUUAAAUAAGAUGUUCACAUACCGUACAAAUAGCUGCAUCGGCAAGAGGUACAAGUGUAGAGCGUAGGUGCAUCGGUUUCCCUCUUCCAACCUCCCACCACAUGCUAGUUAGACUAAGAGUGUUAUCACUUAUCACCCAUAAUGUCGAGAGUGACAUAUUAUUAAUACUAUAGAAGUACCAAACUCGUAGUUAGCGAUCACGUAUUAUGUAAAUUGUAACUAUUUUUUUUAUAUUUUACCAUUGUAUAGUCAUUAUCACCGACAGGUAGCAAUAUCUCGUGCGAGGUGCGACAAGGUGCGGAUGUCCGCGAUCUCGCGGUGCAUUCGAUGCGCUGUUGUUGUUUUCUUUAUUUUUUUGUUAUAUAUUUAAAUAACACAAUCGA